Molecule: messenger RNA, 1709 nt
Organism: Dimorphilus gyrociliatus
Lineage: Eukaryota; Metazoa; Annelida; Polychaeta; Dinophilidae
Source: the annotation of a GenBank genome assembly
AUUAGUACUGCAGCAGGAAACGAAUAUCCAAGGAAUUUCAUUAGUGCAUGCUCAAGGAGAAUCCUGACAGUAACCUCUUUCAUAUAAUCGGAAAGAUUUUGUGAUUUAUCAAUAAUAUGGAAGAAAGAUUACUGGAGAGGCUAAAAUCCUCUAAUUUUGCAACUGCAACAGAUAUUUUAGCAAAGAUCAAUCUUGAUUUCGCGCAGUGCAUGAGUUUCGCACCGGACACAAAGAGUCUAAGAACCUCUGUUGCUAAGUUUAUAUUGUCAAAAUUGGAGAGUUUGGGUUGCAAUGAUCAAGUUGAAUUUAGCACCACGGCUUUAAAUACGUUGAGGAUAACUUGCCGCGAUAAAACCGUGCUAUCCGGUAUAGAAAUUGAUAAUGUCAUUACAACUUUAUUUAGAUAUGGACAAUUUCUUGAUCAAACUGAAAAAAAUCCCGAAAAAUUAAUUAUUGAGGCCCAAAAAUGUCUCUAUAAUAUUUUGCAUUUGUCACAAUCAGCCAAUGAAUUUUGCGCAGCUCAUGGCAUCCUGGAUGGUAUCUUUUCCAGAAUUAAAAAUCAUGAAGAAUACUGCGGAGAAAUACAAAAAUUGGACUUUAUAAUCUUGUUUUUUGUUACUGCGAAAUGCCCUCGUACGAGAUCGUCUAUUGCAGUUGAAACAGAUUAUUUCGCAGUUCUCGUAAAAACUCUGGAAAGGCUAUCAUACAAGAACAACUUUCCAAAAAAGAGGCUAACCGAAGAAGUGGACCUGAUCUGCGAGAUUUUAAAAUUAUCCUUCAAUGGAAUAUGUAAUUUGAACAAAAAAUCAACUGAUAUUAAUGAUAGCACUAAACGCUUUGCAAUUACACUAAGAGACUUAUUAUUAAUAAAGAAUGCUCCGGAAACACUUAUUUCUAAUGUUAUUAAUGCUUGGACUUCUAUGCCAAUAUCAACUUAUGAUACACUUGUUGAAUGUUGUUCAACUGAUGCCGAAAAAAGAAUCAGUUUUGAAGGAAAAGACCUAACAGCUAUACAAGUCAUUCUCGAUUUCCUUCAAACUAGGUUAGAUAGAUGCAAACUAAAUGAAAAUAUCAGCAUCAGGGAUGAAGUAAGUCCAGUUAUGAUGUCGCUAGUACAAUUUUGCCGACAUCAGAGAUACGUAAGAAAGUAUUGCAGAUCUAUUAUCCUACCACCCAUGACAACUGAAGUUCUCACCUUACCCGAAGAGGGAAAUUCGUUUAGAAACCACCUUUGCAGACUCUUAACACACGUCUGCAUGGAAGUUUGUAAAUUAUCUACUGAAUUAUUGUUUGUUAUGUGCAAAGAGAGGGUAAGCAGGUUUAUUAAGUAUACCGGUUACGGAAAUGCCGCUGGAAAAUUAGCCGAGAGUGGUCUAUUGAUUCCAACUAAUGUAAAAAGUGAAAACUACUCCUCGGAAAGCGAGGAUUCCGAUACAGAAGAAUAUGAUCAGCUAAAGGCUGAUAUUAAUCCUGUUACGGGUAGAGUGGAAGAACCUAGAGAGGAAGUUCAAAUGAGUGAUGAACAAAAGGAAUACGAAGCUAUGAAGCUUGUUGAUGAGAUUGAUAAGUUGAUGAGAAGAGGAAUUAUUACACCGUCAGUUAUAGGCGAGGAUGGUCGGCCUCAACCUGCACAACACGUUAGCCAACUCCUUGAUAACAUUGAUGUUGGACGAAGAGCUAGAGGAGAAAAUGGCAAUGAUUCUGAUUAG